UUUCUUUCACCUUUGAACACUGCUAUAUCUAUAUGUAACAAUGACCAACCAUCUGUGUUAAGCAUGAAGUCCAACAACCCAAUCAUUAAAGUAGAAAAAAUAGCACUUUCAAGCAGUAGAGAUUCUUGUUCUUGCAUUUGCUUUUGGGUUCCAUCUUUGAUUUUCCAGAUUUCUUUAUAAUUAAGUUCCAUCUUUGUCAUUCAAGAAUACAAUUACAAGUUUAUUUUUGGUUGCAAGUCUAAACUUUAAAGAAUUUUAACCACCUGUUUGUGGUGUUGACUUCUCUGACAGUAAUAGUUUUAGUAAUAUUUCCUGCACCCUGUUCUAUCUUAUUGUUUGUUUAUUGUCACCACAACCCACUAAUAUAUAAGUUGCUUAUUUCUUAUAGUUGCAGAAGUUGCCCAGUCUCUUUUUAUCUCUACUUCCUCUAUUAUUUACUCCUCCCAGUCACCGCAAAUAAGUGUUUCUUCACCUUUUUGAUCUAAUGAAAUUCUCCAACUAAUGUGUACCAAUUUUUUUAUCCACCUAACGGUUUAAGGGUUUAAUAUAAACCAUCUUUGGUCCCACUAUUUUACUAAAUCUGUAAUUCUGGAUCCCCUAUUUUUUUUCCAUCCAAUUUUGUUCCACUGUUUUACUAUAUCAGCAAUUUUGUCCCCUCUAUUACACCUUUGAUUUUGAUGACAAUCAAAUAUUUUACUUUCUUAAAUAAGAAAAAUAAUUAAAAAUAAAUAAAUUAAAAUGUCAGAACUAAAAACUGAAUGAAUGAAACAAGAUUUGGGGAUUUAAGUCAGCACAUACGAACGAACUCAUUUCUCAGUCCGCGACUCUCGCCAUCGCCUCUCUCGUCUGCGUCUCUGUCAUAUCAUCGCCGUCUGCUCCGAUGUCUCACGCACAAGUCGUCGAAGCAACGUCACAAGAAAAUAUGGAAUUUGAUAACGAGGUAGAACAAAGGGAAUCACAAUUUGCGGGUAUAUGCGCUUCUAUGAUCCUUGCACAUGAUUUGCCCUUUAAUUUUUUGGAGCUCGAGGUAAUGAGGAAGUACACUGAGUUCUUAAAUCCAAAUGCUGUUAUACCUCCGACAAAUGUUAUUGAGGCUUAUGUUUCGCAUUUGUACACGAAAGAGAAACUAAAGCUUAAACAAGAAUUGGCUAGCAUUCCUAAUAGGAUAUCUUUAACUUUUGAUUUGUGGGAAUCUAACACCACUGAGACUUAUAUUUGUUUGACAGCUCAUUUUGUUGACGCGAAUUGGAAGUUGAAUAGUAAGGUUCUCAACUUUCGUCUUGUUUACCCUCCUAUUGCAGCGGAGAUUUCGGAGAGAAUGAUUGAAUUGUUGAAUGAUUGGGGAAUAGAGAAAAAGAUUUUCUCUCUCACUUUAGAUGAUUCAUUUGAGAAUAAUGUUAUGCUAGAACAAUUGAAAAAUCAACUUUGUUUGCGAAAUGGGUUGUUAUGUGAUGGAGAGUUCUUUCAUGCUCAUUGUUUUGCAUGCGUUUUAAAACUGAUUGCUGAAGAGGGGUUAAAACUAGUUAGUGGUGCCGUGUAUGGAAUUCGAGACAGCAUCAUGUUUGUGAGGAAUUCAAAAAAUAGAAGGACAAAAUUUAAGGAGUGCAUUGAAAAGGUUGGUGGUGUUGAUAGUUCUGUUUGCCUGCAUCUGGACAUGUCUAUGAGUCUGAACUCAACUUAUGUGAUGCUUGAAAGUGCUCUUAAAUAUCGGCAUGUAUUUGAAAGUUUUCACUUGUAUGAUGAUAAUUACCAGUUAUGUCCUUUAGCACAUGAGUGGAAAAGAGUUGAAAAGAUUUGUGCGUUCUUGCUGCCUUUUUAUGAAACUGCCAACAUGAUUAAUGACACAACGCAUCCUACUUCAAACUUGUGUUUUUUGCAAGUUUGGAAAGUCCAAUGUGUUCUAGUUGAUAGUUUGGGAGAUGAAGAUAAAGUUAUAAAGAGAAUGGCUGAAAGGAUGAUGAGCGAGUUUGACAAAUAUUGGGAUGAGUAUAGUGUUGUUCUUGCACUGGGAGCAGUUCUUGACCCACGGAUGAAGUUUUCGACGUUGGCUUAUUGUUACUCAAAACUUGAUCCAUCAACCUGCGAGCAGAAGUUGCAACUAGUAAAGAGAAAGUUGUACAUGCUAUUUGACAAGUAUUCUAGCAAAAGCACUUCUUCUGGCCUAAAAAGAACUACUCAGGACCAAUCUUCUACCAUGCCAUUGCAAAAGAAAUUAAAGUCUUUAUCUCACGGCCUAUUCAAUGAAUUGAAAGUGCACCAACGGCAGCUUGUUACUGAAACUAGAAAAUCUCAACUUGAUGUUUACUUAGAUGAGUCAAAUUUGGAUUUUCAUUGUUAUGAAGAUAUGGAUGUAUUACAAUGGUGGAAGAGAAAUAAUAAUCGAUUUCCGGAUCUAUCAAUAUUAGCUUGCGACUUGUUAAGUGUUCCCAUUGCCACUGUUGCUUCUGAUUCUGAAUUUUGCAUGGGUUCACGUGUCUUUAACAAGUAUGAAGAUCGUACGCUGCCCACGAAUGUGGAAACUAGAAUCUGUACUCGCAGUUGGUUAUACAAUUUUGUAAGCGAUGACAGAGAAGGCGACAGAGAUGACUUGGAUGGAAUAAUGAAUGAAAUUGAUAAUGGUGAAAAAAUGGUGCAAGCGUGACAAUGAUGGCGGUGAUGAUUGAUUUGCUUGUAGUUAUUUAACUUUGAUUUAUCAUGUUUGUUUUGACUUUAUCUUUUAAAUUGUUAGGAUAUGGUCUGGUCUGGUGGACUUAACUUUUAAUGUUCGUUAUUGUAGACUUGUUUUAACUUGUAAUAUGUGGAUUUGUUCUCUUUUAUCAAAUUUGGAUCUGUAUGAAAUCAUUCCUUA
This is a messenger RNA of Medicago truncatula (barrel medic), 2848 nucleotides long. Its product is annotated as zinc finger BED domain-containing protein RICESLEEPER 2-like. Gene Ontology annotation, molecular function: protein dimerization activity; DNA binding. The transcript is spliced from 4 exons. NCBI's taxonomy places the organism in Eukaryota, Viridiplantae, Streptophyta, Magnoliopsida, Fabales, Fabaceae. The coding region runs from base 881 to 2641 and encodes 586 amino acids. The record is from RefSeq and is a predicted model, not a curated record.